AUGGCAUCAUCACACGGUGACCUCCGCCAUCUCCUCCCGACUUCAUACAAACGGCUCAUCUCCGAAUGGCUGGAGGAAGACUGCCCCAGCUUCGACUACGGCGGGUUCGUCGUCGGGGAGUCAGAAGGUGAGGCCAAGUUACUCGGGAAGAGUGAAGGUGUAAUCGCCGGUGUCCCAUUCUUCGACGAAGUCUUUUCCCAGCUUGGAUGCUCAGUCGAAUGGCAUCACCACGAAGGCGAAACCCUCCCCGCGCAAACAAAAACCCACGUCGCAACCGUCCGCGGCCCCAUCCGCAAGAUCCUGCUCGGCGAGCGCGUCGCCCUAAACAUUCUCGCGCGGUGUUCCGGGAUCGCAACCAAGACGUCCUCGCUUGUAAAUGCGCUACGCUCGCACGGAUGGCAGGGGACACUAGCAGGGACACGCAAGACCACGCCGGGCUUUCGGGUUGUUGAGAAGUACGGGAUUCUCGUUGGCGGUGCGGAUCCGCAUAGGCAUGAUCUGAGCAGUAUGACUAUGUUGAAGGAUAACCAUGUUUGGGCCUGUGCGAACAAUGCGGCAUCUAGGACGAGGACACCUGGUGUGAGUGAUGAGGAGGAUAUAGCCGCGGCGAUUCCGAAGGCCGUGCAGGCUGCGAAGGCGGUUGGGGGGUUUUCAACGAAGGUUGAGGUUGAGGUGCGGAGUAUUGAGGAGGCGAACACGGCAAUUGAAGCUGGAGCUGACGUAGUUAUGUUGGACAAUUUUACGUCCGAUGGGGUGCGUGAGGCUGCGAAGAGGUUAAAGGAGGAGUGGGCUGAGAAGGGGAAGCCGAGAGGCUCGUUUUUGGUCGAGGUCAGUGGUGGGCUGAAUGAGGGAAAUGCGGUGCAGUAUGUAUGUGAGGAUGUGGAUAUCCUGUCCACGAGUUCAAUCCACCAGGGUGUUGGUAUCGUGGAUUUCUCGUUGAAGGUUUCGCUGCGAUAG
Molecule: messenger RNA, 957 nt
Organism: Aspergillus versicolor CBS 583.65
Lineage: Eukaryota; Fungi; Ascomycota; Eurotiomycetes; Eurotiales; Aspergillaceae
Product: nicotinate-nucleotide diphosphorylase (carboxylating)
Exons: 3
Coding region: 1-957 (318 amino acids)
Biological process (GO): NAD+ biosynthetic process; quinolinate catabolic process
Cellular component (GO): cytoplasm
Molecular function (GO): nicotinate-nucleotide diphosphorylase (carboxylating) activity
Source: RefSeq, a predicted model, not a curated record